UUGUGCCGGUUUUUCCCUUUUGUUUCUCAACACCUUUUUUGCAGAUGCGUCUUAAGAUUCCCAAGCACAUCAAUUCAGAUUCGUGUGGAACAACCGAGACGUGUACUUUCCCGUCGUACCUCUGUUGAGCGCUCACGUCGAACUCGAAAAGCCGAAUUCCCAAUCGAUUCUGCUACUUGUGACUCACAAGCAAACAGUCCGAAACGUGCUAGGCGACCUUCAACUCCGGUGGAUUUGGAUCGCUACGAGUGUGAACUGUUUCACAAGGGCUCGGCAGAUCUUUGCUCAACCACGUUAGUAAAAAGUGGAACACGGCGAAAACAGGCCCUUAUUCCGACCAAUUGUUGUGGCUUGCGGUCAGCUCUAAGUGGCGAUGAUCCACCAAAUGCGGAUACAGUAACACCAGCAUCAACCAUGUCUGAACUUGAUAUCAGUUUUCUGCGAAAUUCGUGUGGUGACAAUGAGUGUCGUGCAUUUAAAUUCCAAUUGAAAAGUCAGGCUUUUGUAGAAUUCCGUUUUUUUGAUGUCAUAUUGUGUAGUCUGACGUUUGUGUGUGUUAUGAUGUAUUUAUUCUUCUAG
Molecule: messenger RNA, 579 nt
Organism: Echinostoma caproni
Lineage: Eukaryota; Metazoa; Platyhelminthes; Trematoda; Plagiorchiida; Echinostomatidae
Source: the annotation of a GenBank genome assembly